UCGAUCCCAGAUCUCAGGCAAGGCAGAGCAAUGUUUUCAUGCCUGCUGACGACCUGCGCUAGUCACUGCCAUGGCGCCCGUAAUGUCGCUGAUUAAGGAGGGGACAUCGUAGCAUCGUGUUUUAAUUCGCUUUGGUGGAGAUUAUCACGCGCGUUGUGCUACUCCUGGUUUGAAUUUAAUAACAUUUAUCUUUGAACCCGCCAUGACCGUGGAGCAGAAUGUCCUCCAGCAGCAUUCUCAGAAGGUGUAACUUCCCUCACACUUCACUGACCUCGCCAUCCUCCGUGCCAACAAACCUGCAUCCAUCAGUCUCUGACAGUGACCAACACACACUGGCAUCUUCAUGUUUACUUGUCUCCAGUGGUUGAAACAUGGCAAAAUGUAAAACUGUUCACCAGCAGACGCUACUAAACCAGUUGCGGGAGGUCACAGGCACCACAGACAUUCAGCUGCUUCAGCAGGCCCUGCAGGUGAGCAAUGGAGAUCUGGCCGAGGCUGUGGCCUUUCUGACAGAGAAGAAUGCUAAGGUUCCUCAGCAAGAUGAGACAACCUACUACCAGACAUCCCAGGUGGCCAGCGACAGAUACAUCAGCGUGGGCAGCCAGGCAGACACAAAUGUGAUUGACCUGACCGGGGACGAUAAAGAUGACCUGCAGAGGGCUAUUGCCCUCAGCCUUGAGGAGUCCAACCGGGCCUUCAGGGAGACGGGCAUCACCGAUGAGGAGCAGGCCAUCAGCAGAGUUUUGGAGGCCAGCAUAGCAGAAAACAAGGCAAGUCUGAAACGUACCCACACAGAAGUAUGGAGCGAUUCACCCAACCCACACGACAGGAAGAGGAUAGACAACUGCCCCGUGGGGCUGAAAAAUGUUGGCAAUACCUGCUGGUUCAGUGCUGUCAUACAGUCUCUGUUCAACUUGCUGGAGUUCCAGAGACUGGUGCUCCACUACUCACCGCCAGCCAGAGUUCACGACCUGCCUCGCAACCAGAAGGAGCACAGGAACCUGCCCUUCAUGCAGGAGCUGAGGAACCUCUUCUCCCUCAUGGUGGGGUCCAAGAGGAAAUAUGUGGAUCCGUCACGAGCUGUGGAAAUUCUCAAGGACGCCUUCAAGUCCAGUGAGUCACAGCAGCAGGACGUGAGUGAGUUCACCCACAAGCUGCUGGACUGGCUGGAGGACGCCUUCCAGAUGAAGGCUGAAGAAGACCGGGAGGGCGAAAAGCCAAAGAACCCUAUGGUGGAGCUUUUCUACGGCCGCUUCCUUGCUGUGGGUGUCCUGGAAGGUAAAAAAUUUGAAAACACAGAGAUGUUUGGGCAGUACCCUCUGCAGGUGAAUGGCUUCAAGGAUCUCCACGAAUGUCUUGAGGCAGCAAUGAUCGAGGGCGAGAUCGAGUCCCUGCACUCAGCAGAGAACUCGGCCAGGUCUGGACAAGAGCACUGGUUCACAGAACUCCCUCCUGUGUUGACCUUUGAACUGUCAAGAUUUGAAUUUAACCAAGCACUGGGACGGCCUGAGAAGAUCCACAACAAGCUUGAGUUCCCCUCUAUGCUCUACAUGGACAGGUACAUGGACAGGAACAGGGAAAUAACCAGGAUCAAGAGGGAGGAGAUCAGGAGGCUGAAAGAGCACCUGACACUGCUUCAACAGCGACUGGAGAGGUAUCUGAGUUAUGGCUCCGGCCCCAAGAGGUUUCCUCUGGCAGAUGUCCUCCAGUAUGCCAUGGAGUUCGCCUCCAGUAAGCCAGUGUGCACCUCCCCAGUGGAAGACAUUGACGCAUCAGCGCCCCCCGGUGGCACAACAGGACAACAGCUGCCCCCACCAAGCACAGCCGAGCAGGACUCCUCGCCUCCCCUAGAGAGCUCAGGUCCUGCCCCCGGUCCCACCACAGCUUCCAAUGUAGCUCAGCAGCAGAGAGUACCCAUUCACAAGCCCUUCACCCAGUCCCGGCUACCUCCUGACCUCCCCAUGCACCCUGCCCCGCGCCACAUCACUGAAGAAGAGUUGAGGGUGCUUGAGGGCUGCUUGCAUCGCUGGAGGAGUGAAGUGGAAAACGACACCCGUGAUCUGCAGGGAAGUAUAACCAGAAUCCACAGAACCAUUGAGCUAAUGUACGCUGACAAAUCGAUGAUGCAGGUUCCGUACCGGCUUCAUGCGGUGCUGGUCCAUGAAGGCCAGGCUAAUGCAGGCCACUACUGGGCUUACAUCUAUGACCCACAUCAGCGUUGCUGGAUGAAGUACAACGACAUCUCUGUCACCAAGUCGUCCUGGGAGGAGCUAGUCAGGGACUCGUUCGGAGGCUACCGCAACGCCAGUGCCUACUGUCUCAUGUAUAUCAAUGACAAGAAGCCCUUCCUCAUAGAAGAGGAGUUUGAUAAAGAAACGGGACAGAUACUCAGCGGCAUGGACAAACUGCCUCCAGACCUGAAGCAUUUUGUGAAGGAGGACAACGAGCUGUUCGACAAGGAGAUUGAGGAGUGGGAUGCCCUGCAGGCCCGCAAGGCCCAGCAGGAGAAGCUGGCCCUGGCCACGGCAGCCGCAGCUGCCUCGGCAGCAUCCAGCACCUCCACUUCUUCCUCUUCUCCUCAGCCCAUGAGUAUUGAGUCCAGCCCUCCGGACAACGCAGUGCCCCAGCAGGACCCUGAGUACAUGGAGCAGCCAUCCCCCACAAAUGACUCCAAGCACCUGCAGGAGGACACCGAGCGGGCCAUCUCCAGGGCCGCUGCUGAACAGGAGGAGAGAAGCCCCGAAGCAUUGUUAAAUGCUUCUCUCCCCCCUCCCACCUCCCCUGAGCCUGAGGUCCAGGUGAGCACCCCCUCCACCCCUCCUCCUGACCUGGUCACGGAGGAUGAGUCCCCUGGCCAGCGCACGGUAGAGGUGGCCAUUCCCAAUGUGGGGACCUUUGUCAUUGAGUCAGAAGAGGGGGGGUAUGAUGACGAGGCAAUGAUGACCCCCAACAUGCAGGGUAUAAUUAUGGCCAUUGGCAAAUCCAGCAGCGUAUAUGAAAAGAAUGGGCCUGAGGCAGCCUUUUUUAAGGCCAUAAAGCUGGAGUAUGCUCGUCUUCUGAGAUUUGCACAAGAGGACACAUCUCCUGAGACUGACUACCGGCUACAGCACAUCAUCGUCUACUUCAUCCAAAACCAGGCGCCCAAGAAGAUUUUGGAGAGGACUCUGCUCACACAGUUUGCUGACAGGAACCUGGCCUUCGAUGAGAGAUGUAAGAGCAUUAUGAAUGUGGCACGUGCCAAACUGGACCUAAUUAAGCCUGAGGAGGUCAACAUGGAUGAAUAUGAGAUGUGGCAUCAGGCGUACCGGAAUUUCCGUGAGACGACCAGCUUCAUGGUGACCGGCUUGGAGCUCUUUCAGAAGACAAAUUACAUGGAGGCUCUGAUGUAUCUGAUUUACUCGUACCAGUACAACAAGGAGCUUUUGUCUAAAGGGCUGUACAGAGGGCACGAUGAGGAGCUUCUUGGCCAUUACCGUCGCCAGUGUUUGCUGAAAUUAAACGAGCAAGCGGCUGCCAUGUUUGAGUCCGGAGAAGAACCGGAGGUGACCACAGGCCUUGGCAUCAUGAACGAGCUGGUGGUGCCCUGCAUCCCUCUGCUGCUGAUCCACGACGCUGAGAGGGACCUGCUGGCAGUGGAGGACAUGAGGAACCGCUGGUGCUCCUACCUGGGCCAAGAGAUGGAAUCCAACCUCCAGGAAAAGCUGACCGACUUCCUCCCCAAGUUACUGGACUGCUCGACGGAGAUCAAAAGCUUCCACGACCCUCCCAAGCUGCCCACCUACUCCACCCUGGAGCUGUGUGAACGAUUCAGCCACAUCAUAGCCGCCCUCUGCAGGGUGCCCACCAAGGGGAGAUGAGCUCAGAGGGACGGCCAGACACCUCUCCUGUAUCACAGGCCCGACCCUGGGCAGAAAUCCAUGGACCUCUCUUAACCCAUGCCUUCCUUAUAAAUCCAGGGGUCACUCGCUUCUAGCUGUUAUUCCUCUGUUACUCUUUUUGCUGCUAUAGGUUUUAUCAUUCUAAAUAUUAGUUCACUUUUAUUUUAAACAAAACACAACAGAGGGAGGAGGAGGAGGAGGAGGAGGGGACGGACUGUUGGGAGGGAAUAAAGAAAUGAGAGAGGAGAAGUUGAUGAAAAACAGUGGCAAUCCUGCAGUGGUUGAAAGCCAAGCACAUUCUGCUUCAGCUUUGCAAAAAAAACAAAAAAAAAACAGUUUGAGGGUUUUUCAUAGUUUAUUAUUGUUGUUGUUGCUGUUUGAUUCAAGCUUCCCCAACCACGCUCAUAGUCCUUUCUAAAGCACCCCCUCUCUGCGUGAAAAAAAGGAUCACCCCGCUGCUCUGCCUCCAGUUUGGUACAGUAUUACCACGUCUUGUUUUAUUUUUCUAAGGAAGUAAGGAAGAGAGCCUUCAGAUUUAUCAGCGGCUCAGAGUAUCUCAAAUGGGUCUCAUGUCUUUGUGGACUGCGCCAGAUUGAGAUGUUUUAAGUGCUGUGGUAGACAGCCACGGACUUCCUGUGGCUUGUUAAUAAAUCGAGAGAAUAAAAUUUUAUUUAUGGCCCUUUUAGGCCAAAUAAACAGAUCUUUUGCCUGAUGUUGAUUUUUACGUGCACAACAAUAACUUCUGCAGACGUUAUUAUUUACAUUGCACGUAAGAAGUGAAAUAUUCCCUUUCAUUUGAGACAUUAAAGGGACACUUCACCCCAAAGUCAAAAAUACAUAUAUUCCCUUUUACUUGUAGAGCUAUUUAUCCAUCACGAGGCUCGUGACGGUGCACAAUGUAAAUGUUAAUGUUAAUAGUGUCCUUCUCGGCUGAGCUGUGACGUUAGCUAGCUCACCUAGUACCACUGAGAUAGUACCAUAGUUACAGUUUGGCAUGUGUUGUUUGGUAGAAAGAAAAUGGUUCCAACACCACAACAAAUUCUGAGGAUUAUCUUGAGUAACCAGUUUGAUGAUUUCUGGCAAGAGACAUUGCUGUUGAAUUUUUCAAAUGUAUUUUUCUGGUGCUUUGAGCACCACAAGCAGAGUGCCAUCUGGUUAUUAUACUGGAUUGAAGGCAGACAUCUCUACAGCCGAUAUUUCCAAAACACUAACACCAAAAUAAUCUGGAUGGAUAAAUAGCACUACAGGUAACAGGAAAAAUAUGUAUGUUUGAUUUUGGGGUGAACUGUCCCUUUAAGGUUAUGGGCAGCAACUGGCAGACAGCAAGGUAAGUAGAGGUUCAGCGUCCUGCUGUGUGAAUCAAACCUGAGAUCUUGGUCAGAACAGUCUCAAACCUGUUCUCCUACUGUACUAAGGCGGCUGGUAUUAUGCAGUUUAUUAGAAUCUGACUUUAAUUAAAGUGGGGGCACAAACUCCAAAGCAUCCAGCAUGUGUCCAAAAUAAUAAAAAUACAAAACAGACUCGAUUGUAGCUGCUCUGAAAUGGGUUGUUUUUUUUUUAUGAUGCAAUUUUGGACUAAUUUCCAGGAACACUGAUCACUACUAACAGCCCAUGUGAUAAAGGCAGGAAGCAUUUUCAGAAGCAUUUUUCUUAAACGUUGCUACCAGCAUUGUUCAGAUCAUAAAAUGAAAUUCAGCUUUGAACAUUGUUUUGAAUAUGCUGUGCCAUGUUUUGAAUUUCACUCCAAGCUAUAAUUCCGAAUCAUUAAAACUAAUCACUCUAGUCUGGAA
Molecule: messenger RNA, 5668 nt
Organism: Morone saxatilis (striped sea-bass)
Lineage: Eukaryota; Metazoa; Chordata; Actinopteri; Moronidae
Gene: usp25
Product: ubiquitin specific peptidase 25
Exons: 27
Coding region: 372-3857 (1161 amino acids)
Biological process (GO): regulation of protein stability; protein deubiquitination
Cellular component (GO): cytosol; nucleus
Molecular function (GO): protein binding; cysteine-type endopeptidase activity; cysteine-type deubiquitinase activity
Source: RefSeq, a predicted model, not a curated record